CCUGGUUUAUAAAGAUUGGGGUGUAAUAUUCCCUGUCAUUAUUCAGAAAAUACAGGAACUAUCAUCAUGUUACUUACUUUAGUUUUGAUAACCUUGCAAGUUUCAGGAACUAGUGGAAUAGCUUUAAUACCAGAUUACGUAUGGCCGCUGGGAAAUGACACGGCUCGAUUCGAGGUUAUCAACGGACAUGAUGCCAUUAUGCCAGAAAGUGGAAAUUGUUAUGAAUACGCAGAAGGCCAUCCAGAGCUUCCUUAUCGUUCCUUGAGGUUAAAUGGUAAACCUGAAACUUAUGUGGAUAUAUUAUUGGAUGGGACAGUAAUAUUUAAAGAUCUAACGAUAUCGUUUUACUUAUACCCUGAAGGGGUACCAACUGGAACUUUGGUGCACUACUUGUACGAUACUGGUAACAUCCUCCGUGUAUCCAUUAUGGAAAGUAUAUUAUUUAUAUCUUUCUGGGAUGAGUAUGGUGUCUCUGUCGGUGCCACGGCUUUACCAGAAGUCAUUCUUCCCGACCAGUGGAACCAUUUAAUAGUGUCCAGGGAAUUCUCUACGGGAACAGUCACUAUCUAUCACAAUGGUGCUCUCAUGGAACAACUCGAUGAUGAUUUUCCUAAUAACAUACAAUUGCCGAUAUCCGGUCAUCUGCGUCUCGGUAGAUCUCACGAUAAAACUGAUGAUGGGUUCCUCGGACGUCUGACAUGUUUCCAACUAUUUGAUGUCAUCCCGACAGCGUCUGGUGUCGCAGACAUUUCCAAAUAUUGUCAACCUGAAUUGUGGACAAUUAAGCCAGAUCUGGUUUAUGAAGAGAAGAUUGUGGACGGUGUAACCAAACAAUGUUUAGCCAACUUAACAGAUGGCAAAGAACCGACUUGUUUAGAAAUAAUUUCACAAAGAUGUCUGACCAAUGGCGUUUACUGGCAGGAGCUCAUCCGGCAAAACGAGUGGAAUGAAAGCAAUCGAGAUGUCGCGUAUUUUCGCUCCAUUUCAAAAGGAUUUAAACCUUCCGAUAUUGAUGGUCAUCUACUUGCUAAUGUUAAGACUGUAAACGGCAAGCUUUGUUCUAGACUAUGCAUGAAAAUCGACGGUUGCCAGUCCUACAUCACCAACAAAAUCAGUUCUUAUGUCACGAAAUGUUUGCUCUAUGAUGCGGUUCGUGAUGCUAACCAGGCUUAUGAAGGAGCCAAAUAUUUUGUCAUUAGAUCUUAAAUUACAGACGGCAAAUCAGCUUUUGAUCGAUCACGCAAUUUAUAAUU
Messenger RNA from Patella vulgata (common limpet), 1253 nucleotides. RefSeq lists its product as uncharacterized. The coding region runs from base 67 to 1206 and encodes 379 amino acids. NCBI's taxonomy places the organism in Eukaryota, Metazoa, Mollusca, Gastropoda, Patellidae. The transcript has 3 exons. The record is from RefSeq and is a predicted model, not a curated record.